Poecile atricapillus (Black-capped chickadee) is the source of this 3110-nucleotide messenger RNA. RefSeq names its product lipase maturation factor 1 (gene LMF1). Gene Ontology annotation, cellular component: endoplasmic reticulum membrane. The transcript is spliced from 10 exons. Lineage: Eukaryota; Metazoa; Chordata; Aves; Passeriformes; Paridae. Gene Ontology annotation, biological process: protein maturation. The record is from RefSeq and is a predicted model, not a curated record. Bases 1 to 1713 code for a protein of 570 amino acids.
AUGCUCGCUGUGCCCGACAUGGCGGCGCCCAGCGCGGGGCUCCGGCAGCGCGGCCCGGGCCGGGCCCGAGCCCCCGAUGGAGCUCCCGGAGCGGCCCCCGCUGCAUCCCCCGAAUCCCCCGAGCCCGGGCUCGGUACCGCGGCCUCUCCGCUCUCCCCGGGCACCUUCUGGCUGACCCGCAUCGUGCUGCUGCGCUCCAUUGCCUUCCUGUACUUCGUGGCCUUCCUGGUGGCGUUUGAGCAGAACAAGCAGCUGAUAGGAGAGAAGGGGCUGCUCCCCUGCAAGCUCUACCUGCAGGACAUCAAGAAAUACUUCAAGGGGAAGGUCGGCCUGGAUGCCCUGAGCUAUGCCCCCACUCUCAUCUGGUUCCUGGACUGGUCUGCCAUGGACAGCACCUUGGAUUGCCUGGCGCUGGCUGGCCUGGCAGUGGCUGCCUUUGUGCUGCUGACUGGCUGUGCCAACAUGGUCCUCAUGUCCCUGCUGUGGCUCCUCUACCUCUCCUUGGUCAAUGUUGGACAGAUCUGGUGGGUUCUCAGAUGGGAAUCACAGCUCCUGGAGACAGGAUUCCUGGGAAUAUUCCUGUGCCCGCUCUGGACCCUGUCCCGCCUGCCCCAGGGCUCUCCCCCUUCCAGAAUCGUCAUCUGGAGCUUCCGCUGGCUGAUUUUCAGGAUCAUGCUCGGAGCGGGGCUGAUUAAAAUCCGAGGAGAUCGUUGCUGGAGAGAGUUGACUUGCAUGGAUUAUCACUACGAGACGCAGCCGGUGCCCAACCCCAUCUCGUACUUCAUGCACCGCUCGCCGUGGUGGUUCCACCGCUUCGAGACCUUGGUCAACCACUUCAUCGAGCUGGUGGUGCCCUUCUUCCUGCUGCUGGGCCGGAGGAUGAGCAUCCUGCACGGGCUCCUGCAGAUCCUGUUCCAGGUGCUCCUGAUCAUCAGUGGGAACCUGAGUUUCCUGAACUGGCUGACCAUGGUGCCCAGCAUCGCCUGCUUUGACGACGCCAGCCUGCGGCUCCUCUUCGGCUCGCGGCUGCGGGAACGGGCGGCGCGGAUGCAGCUCCCGGGGGCAGAGGGAGACAGGCUUUCCCUGGGCUCCUGUGUCCGCAGAGUGCUGAACAUCUCCUUGGGCCUCCUCAUCGCCUACCUCAGCGUCCCGGUGGUCCUGAACCUGCUCAGCUCCAGACAGGUCAUGAACACCUCCUUCAACCCCCUCAGGAUCGUCAACACCUACGGAGCCUUCGGCAGCAUCACCAGGGAGAGGACAGAAGUCAUCCUUCAGGGAACAUCCAGCCUGGAUCCCAAUGAUCCCACAGCAGUCUGGGAGGAGUUUGAGUUCAAGUGCAAGCCCGGGGACUUGAGGAGGAGGCCGUGCCUCAUCUCCCCCUACCACUAUCGCCUCGACUGGCUCAUGUGGUUUGCUGCCUUCCAGACCUACGAGCAGAACGAAUGGAUCAUCCACCUGGCUGGGAAGCUGCUGGCCCAGGAAGAGGAGACCUUGUCCCUGCUGGCCACCAACCCCUUCUCAGGCAGGGACCCUCCAAGGUGGAUCCGGGGGGAACACUUCAAGUACAAGUUCAGCCAGCCCGGGGGGAAGCACGCCAGCGACGGGAAGUGGUGGAUCCGGAAAAGGAUCGGCCCCUAUUUCCCCCCUGUCAACCUGCAGGGCCUGAGGAAGUUCUUUGAGGACAGGAAUUGGCCUUAUCCCGUGCAGGACUGAGGGAAGAGGAUGGCCAGGACAAGAGGGACCAGCUGGGAAGAGGGAGGAUGGGCAGCUCCCUGCCCAACAUCUCCCACCUCUCUAUUUUUUACACCUAUCCUUGUUCACACCUAUUUUCCAAAAGAUUCCCAGCCAAUUUUCCCACUUGCUUUGUGAGCUGCUUUUUCUCGCCUCAGUGACUGACUUCUUUUUCCAGGCUGCUCCACUGGGGAAUUCCUCUGGAUCUGGGAAAAAGGCAAAUAACCGUGAUUGGUUUGGGGAGAGGUGUUGGCAUUGCCAAAAGCGGCUGAAUGUGGGUUUGAAACAAAAACAGGGAAAACAAAGCAGGAGGGAUCUCCGGGGUUGUGUGGGCUGUGGAUGCAGGCACAGGAAUUCCCUUUUCCAUGCUUUUUCCCACCUUUUUGACCACAUGUACCAAACGGGCACCACUGGGAGCUGGUGUUCCUGGAAAGGGAUUAAAGGAAACAAUUCUUGAACAACCAGCAGGAGCUUCCCCAGGUUUUGAUUUCCCCUGGAAGCACUAAAAAGGGGGAAAAAAGGAGCUCCUGUUGUGGCUCACCAGGGACAAGGCAGCUCCAGUGGGAAUGGGGUGGAAGGUGAGGAAUGAGGCGAGUCCUGGCAUUUAUUUGUGUUUUGGGGAGAAUCCGGUGUGGUGUCCGAGUGCCUGAUCCCCAUCCCGGGGAUCCAGGGCUGUGAGAGGAGAAUCCUCCCUCGCCUCCUCCCUCCCGUGGGUUCCAGGGUGCCUUUGCAUGGUCUCAGUGGAUUUUCCUUCCAAGCUGCUCCAGCCCUGGCUGGGUGACAGGUGACAGGUGAUGGGUGACAGGUGACACCCCCGGGCACCCCCACGGACGCCCCGUGGCCUCCCCCCUCCCCAAUUUAAUGAAUUUCUUUUGCUUUCCAACCUCUGGGUCAGGGAUAAUGGAUCCCAGACCAGCAUUCCCAUUCCUGUUUGCUGCUUGUUAAGUCUUUUUUUUCCCCUUUUUUUUCUUUUCAAUCCAAGCUCCCCGCUCUGCUCCGGAGCAGUGCCCGGAAGAUAAAACCCAUCCAAAGGGGCAGGAGCAGAUUCCAUAGGGAAUGUUUCCCUGGGACAAGAAUUUAUAAAAGAAAAGGAGCAAUUAUCCCGAGGUGGGAGGAAAUCAGAACCACGUUGUGUUAUCUGUUCACUGGGAAGGGUUUGUGGAGAGUUUUUAUCCCAAGUUCAGCACUGGAAGGAAAACGCUGCGGCAUUCCCGAGUCAGCACCGGGAAUCCGUGGGGAGGAAAACUCCAUCUGGGAGCUGCUCCCACCAGUUCUGGUGUCUCUGAGGUCCCACCACCUCCUGCAGAAGUUGUGGAGCGCAGGGUUUGGGUCCCUCAGUGGGCUCAGCCCCCUGGGAUGACGCCCCUCUCCAGGCUGGG